AUCGAGUCCUGAAUCAUUUCCUUUAAGCAUGCGCACAAGACAAAGUCACGUCACCCGGCCUCAGUCGCGCGGAGCAGAUCUGGAAGUGUGUGCACUAGGCAGCUGGAGUUGUCCACAUGUGGAUGAAAGGAAAACACGAAGUUGGACCUGAAUUUCAGAUGAACAGCUAACAAUGAAGAAAGAAAUAGCAGCGGUGGUAUUUUUCCUGAAGCGGCUGAUAAAGAAGGCUGAGAAGUUGAAUGGCGAAAAGGUGGACCUGUUUGUGGAGCGGUUAACUGUAGCAUUACAGGAAAAGUACAAGGGUCACUGGUAUCCAGACAACCCCAGCAAGGGCCAAGCAUUCAGGUGCAUCAGAGUGAACCGCUUCCAUAAAGAGGAUACUGAAUUGCUCAGAGCGUGUGCUGAGAGUGGAGUGCAGUAUAAGGACCUUGGUCUACCUAAGGAGCUCACACUUUGGGUCGACCCUGGAGAGGUGUGCUGUAGGUAUGGCGAGAGUAAUCAUGGUUUCACUGUAGCCACCUUCUCAAGUGAUGAUGAUGAUGAUAAAGAGGAUGUGACAAAGAAAGUGACGAGGGCUGUGGAGAGGGUCACGUCAGAUUACCACUCCGGAUCCUCCUCGGAUGAGGACACCAGCUGUAGAGAGGCCCAGUACACCCCACCUCUCUACAACCACACUCCAUACCAGCUUGUAUAUGCCAGUGCCCCAGUAUGGCAUCCUGUACCAAGGAAGAAGUUUGGCCCGGGGAAAGGGCAUUACCCUCAGCGGCCACACUACAUAAUCCGCCCCCCUUGCAGACCCAACCAUUCCUUUAAACCGCACAGCUGGGUCCAGCAGUGGUACCGUAGCAAGCACAGCUACUGGGGCAACACUUCAAACCUAGUACACCAGCUUCAGUAACCACUGUUACUACAGGAUGAAAGUUCAUUGGUGUCAGUGUGAGGGGUGUUCCAUUGGAAAGUGUUUUUUGAAGUUACCACUAAGAUGACUGACCAAAUUUUUUUAAAAUGUAUUUUUGUAGUUCUGCUGUCACUGUUUUUUGCAUUUGUGACUGGUCAAUUUUUUUUUAAAGAAUGAUAACAGUAACCGUUUGCACUUUAGAGUAUUUGUAAUAGAAUGUGUAUAGGGUAAACUUCGUACAUAUUGGAUUAGUAAUAUUUCAAGUAUUUCAAUUUUUAUGGUAAUGGAAAUGUACUGUAUUUAUGUUAUAUGGGAUCAUUUGAUAACACUUUACAUCAUUCUUUUGUCAGUUUCAGUGACCAAAUGUUUUAUUUAUUCACAGUAAAGUAUUAUGUAUUGCAAAGACCACUUAAAUUAUGGAUAACAUUAAAAAACAUUUUCAAGAAUAUAAAA
Cyprinus carpio (common carp) is the source of this 1351-nucleotide messenger RNA. Its product is annotated as protein BTG3-like. The record is from RefSeq and is a predicted model, not a curated record. NCBI's taxonomy places the organism in Eukaryota, Metazoa, Chordata, Actinopteri, Cypriniformes, Cyprinidae. Gene Ontology annotation, cellular component: nucleus; cytoplasm. Gene Ontology annotation, biological process: negative regulation of cell population proliferation; negative regulation of mitotic cell cycle.